GAACCGCAUUGCCAGUUUGCCACCUAACUCUCUCUCUCUCCUUUUAUUCUUUUCUUUGUUUCCAUUCUUUCAUUUCUCUCUCAGAGACUCCUCUUUUUGCUUGGGUUUUUUCAAUCUCCUUGAUCGUUGCCAUCUGCAGAAAGGUUACCUCCACAAUGGAUUUUUUCCUCAGGGGCCUAAAUGAGGAUUCUGCAUCUUCCCAAAUGGACAUUCUCAGAUGUCCAUUUUUGAGGAACAUUAAUGAACCGACUAACUUUUCCUUCUCAUCAGCCAUGCCUUUCCCCAUGCCAGUACGAGGAGCCAAAGGUCCAAUUUUUGAAGAUGGACCCAAUUUUGACAUGGCAUUCAGGCUUUUCCAUGGACGUGAUGGAGUGGUUCCACUGUCUGAACGAUCUUCCUUUCGCACUGAGAAAACAGAGCCUGAAACAACCCCACCCAAGUUCAAUCCUUUGGCUGCAAGGGCAGCCACCGUUAGCUUCUCAUCCUUUGGACUGGGAGGGUCUUUCAGUUUUGAUGCAUUUUCUAAAAAGUGGAACAAUCAAAAAGGAAAAUCAAAACCAUCCAAGAAAGAGUCUUCUUCGCAGGGAGGAAAUUCCAAUCAUGAAGCAUUGGGCAAUGAAUGGCUACAAAAUGGGAACUGUCCAAUUGCAAAGUCGUAUAGGGCAGUUAGCGGUGUUUUGCCACUUGUUGCAAAGGUUUUUCAGCCACCUCCAGGGAUGAAAUUCCGGUGCCCACCAGCAGUGGUUGCAGCCCGGGCAGCACUAGCACAAACUGCUUUUGCCAAGAACCUACGCCCUCAAUCCUUGCCCACAAAAGUGCUGGUGAUUGGGAUGUUAGGCAUGGCAGCAAAUGUUCCUUUAGGGAUAUGGAGGGAACACACUGAAAAGUUCUCACCAUCUUGGUUUAUGGCUAUCCAUGCAGCUGUUCCAUUCAUAGCAAUGCUCAGGAAAUCUGUGUUGAUGCCCAAGACAGCAAUGGCAUUUACUAUUGCAGCAUCUGUAUUAGGACAGGUUAUCGGCUCUAGGGCAGAACGAUAUCGAAUGAAAGCAGUAGCCGCGAAACGAUUAGGUAUUGAGGAAUCCUCUGUUUCUGUUGGUGAUGCAAGCCAGUUAGAAGUCGUUGCAGUCAAAAAUGGUUAUUGCAGCAAAGAUGUUGAAUGGGAUCCAGUUUCUCUUCAGGUGGCGAGGCCUUCUUCAUCUACAGAUGUGUUUUGCUGAUUCUUUUAUCCUUGUUGUAACUUAAGCGACUGUCAUUCUGCGUACUGUAAUUCCGUUGUGUUCAACAAUGUCCUCAGUUGUUCUGUGUUCCCUUUUGUGUUCCUUUCUUGUACCAGACAUGUUGUGGCAAAAUCAAUGGAGAGAAUAAAAGAUGCAGUAAGAGAAAUUUUCUUCUUCAUAA
Theobroma umbraticum is the source of this 1398-nucleotide messenger RNA. RefSeq lists its product as uncharacterized. Gene Ontology annotation, cellular component: chloroplast. The record is from RefSeq and is a predicted model, not a curated record. Lineage: Eukaryota; Viridiplantae; Streptophyta; Magnoliopsida; Malvales; Malvaceae.